Messenger RNA from Paraglomus brasilianum, 591 nucleotides. NCBI's taxonomy places the organism in Eukaryota, Fungi, Glomeromycota, Glomeromycetes, Paraglomerales, Paraglomeraceae. The record is from the annotation of a GenBank genome assembly.
AGUGCACUGGAUGCAAAAGAACUUGAUCCUCAGUGGUUGUUGGCACGUGUAAUUGAGAACUUAUACAUUCAUCACCUUUAUGAUUCAAAAGUCUUGGAUGCUGAUAGAAAUCCAUCAGAGUAUGCAUUCCAAUCCGAAUUCGCCACCAUCAUCAGAAAUUUGCUCCCAUUGGCAUACCCACUCUUGCAAUAUAAAACCUUGGUAGAAGUUAAAGAGCGCGAUAAGGAAGAGUGCAGUAAAAAAGAUUGUAAACAGCAAUUGGAUCUUCUCAUUCGAAAUGGUUCCAUCCUGACUUCGUAUGGCUUUGAACUAGUCAUUGCAGCUAGUACUAGUGAGAAAGAAUUCGACAAACAUUGUGAGCAUGCUGAAGAAUUCAGAAGGCUCCAUGACUGCCAGAUGUUCAUGGUCAAUCUUUGCCCCAAAGUUACGUUGCGUGAAUAUUUUGGAAAUCGCUCUUACAAUUUGACUCUGGUGAAUGUGGUCAUUGAUCCUGAUGAGUGGAAAGGCACUAUAAAAUAUGCAAAGAAAGAUGAACCUGUGUCGAUUAAUGGUUCUACUUGGAAAGUGUUGUUCAAUAGUACGGAAUAUUAA